AUGUCGGUCGGCGCUCGAGUAAUGCCGGAGUGCUCCAUCAUCCUCACGGACUUCUUCGAGAUCUAUGGCGGGGGACGGCUUCAAGGUCCACCCAUCCAGAAGGAAUACCUCCAAGGAGCUGUGGCUGCGGUACCUUUCGGACGGCUUCUGGACGUGCUGCCUGGCAUUUGUCCGGCUCAGCCUAAAAAGACUGGAUCUGCCUCGGCAGUCCCGCUCUGUCUGUGUGGAUACCUGAUUCUUCGGCUUCAGCGAACAAGGCCUUACUGGCACAAGACAGGAUCUUGCAUCUGGAAGGCAAGGUACAUGGCUCUGAUCCUGUCACAGUCGCGAGGGAUGCCGAGCUCCGAAAACAAACAGCAGUCAGCCGUGGCUUCAAGCGCACAGAUGCACUAA
Symbiodinium sp. CCMP2592 is the source of this 393-nucleotide messenger RNA. Lineage: Eukaryota; Dinophyceae; Suessiales; Symbiodiniaceae. The record is from the annotation of a GenBank genome assembly.